UUGUUUAUUGAAGCAGAGCGACAGUUUGCUACUACUGGAACUAGAGUGUCUAAAACAAACGCUAUAUAACUGAACACUUUGUUUUAUUCUUUUUGUCAAAAAUGCGUCCUAGAGUGCAAGUCAAAUAUGUUACAGAGCACAUGAACUAUUUAGAAGAAAAGAUACACGUCAUUAAACCUGUGGUUGAAGCUUUGCAAGCUCAGGCUGUAGACAAAAGUAAGACUUGGUUAGAAGAUAAAAGUGACAACGAAUCUUUGACAUACUGUGAUCUAUGUCAAGAACUUGAAUCAGCUACCUUGGCCUUGUUGAAUGUAGCGGCUCAUAUCUUAGACGAAAAUAAAGACAUUGUUGAGAAUGGAAGGUCAUUUUCAUCUCAGUCUACCUCACAAACAACAACAACAGAAGAACAUGGCCGUAGACAGUCAACAGAUCAAGUCCUUAACGAGCCUUAUAAACCAUCAGCCACAGAAAUAUUAAGUCGACUUGAGCAGAUAGAGACAGCCAUAUCUUCUCUACAAGACGCUAAUGACAAGUCUACAGAUGACAUAUCAGAAAUAAAACAAUGGAGAGACAACUUUGUAACAGAACAGAGUGACAUGGGGAUUGACAAUAUUGAAAAUACUAUUUCAAAGUUGUCCAAAGAAGUUCAUCUGAUCGAGUCACGUGUAGGUCACAGAUAUGCUUGUCAUGUGGCGCUUGAUCUCGCACCCGUCAGUCUUGGAUUAAUUAUUUCAAGAUUCUGGGAUGUACGUGAAUAUAACGGUCAACAUUUUAAUCAAACAACAGGAACAUUUGUAUCACCCCAUGAUGGUUUAUAUCUUGUCUGUGUCAGUCUAAAUGAAAGGGAAGAUAAACAGAUUGGAGUUGGUGUGAUGGCUGGAGGCAGGUGCUGUACGGCUAUAGAAGUGAAAUGUGCCGCCACUAGCGCUGCUGGGUCAGUGGUUGUUGACAUGAAGAAAGGUCAAGAACUUUACUUUAAAGUGAUUCAAUCAGAUCAAGGCGCAAAGUUAUCCUGCUACAGUAGUUUUACUAUCGUUAGUUUAUAGAAGUACAACACAAAACAUGGUUGAUGGUAAAUUCUCAAAACAGUAAAACUUGUAACCAACAUGUUAAGCACACGCUAACAACUUACUACAUGUACAUAAACAUUUAAUGGUUUGUAUGUUGUUUUUUUUAGUCAUCAUUAUACAGUUCUAACUUUUUCAAUGUGAUCACCAAUUAAUAUAUUGUACGUGACCACAAUAAACAUAUCUUUCUUCUUCUUCUUCGUUCUUAAUUUUUAGUGUUGGGAGGGAUCCAGAUUUAUCUGCCAGAGAGUUUGAACUCGAGACUUUUUUCGAAUUUAUCAUACAUGAGCUUUUCCGACUCGACCAUGCUUCCAUCACAAUUUAGGAUUACGUGUAAAUGGGUUAUGCGCCAUUGAGGCCAUUGACUCCGAUUUCAGCCUGCUUUUCUUUUUGGGUUUGCUUCCAUAGCCUUUGUCCAACCAAGAACAAACUACAAGGCAGCAGUUGUUUGAUUUUGGACCCCCAAUAAACAUAUGAGAUACAUCAGU
Molecule: messenger RNA, 1555 nt
Organism: Physella acuta
Lineage: Eukaryota; Metazoa; Mollusca; Gastropoda; Physidae
Molecular function (GO): protein binding
Source: RefSeq, a predicted model, not a curated record